CACACACACACGCAAAAUUACUGAAUUGUGAGUGUGAGUAAAGAUGGCACCUAAAACGUCCGGAAAGGCAGCGAAGAAGGCUGGCAAGGCCCAGAAGUCUAUUACGAAGGGAGAUAAGAAGAAAAAGAAGAAGAGGCGUGAGAGCUACGCCAUCUACAUCUACAAGGUACUGAAGCAAGUCCACCCUGACACUGGUGUCUCGAGCAAGGCCAUGUCAAUCAUGAAUUCGUUCGUCAAUGACAUUUUUGAACGCAUUGCAACCGAGGCAUCGCGUCUGGCUCAGUACAACAAGAGAACUACCAUCACCUCCCGGGAAAUUCAGACCGCCGUCAGGCUGCUGCUUCCUGGAGAGCUCGCCAAGCACGCCGUAUCAGAAGGCACCAAGGCUGUUACCAAAUACACCUCUUCAAAGUAACUUGAUCGCGCAAGGUGGCUACUAAAAUAUGAACUCGGCUCCUCUUGGAGCCACAAUUGUU
Messenger RNA from Hyalella azteca, 476 nucleotides. RefSeq names its product histone H2B. NCBI's taxonomy places the organism in Eukaryota, Metazoa, Arthropoda, Malacostraca, Amphipoda, Hyalellidae. The record is from RefSeq and is a predicted model, not a curated record. Gene Ontology annotation, molecular function: DNA binding; structural constituent of chromatin; protein heterodimerization activity. The transcript has a single exon. Gene Ontology annotation, cellular component: nucleosome. Bases 44 to 415 code for a protein of 123 amino acids.